AUGGAUACACUUAAUCUCACUCUCUUUAUCUUACUACUUCUUAUAUACAUUGUGACAAUCUGUGGAAACCUCUUGAUCAUUGUGCUGGUGUUCUGCAGCAAGAUCCUCCAGUCCCCCAUGUACGUCUUCCUCUCCCAGCUGUCCAUUACGGACAUCAUGCUGACCACAGAUAUCAGCCCUAACAUGCUAAGCAUUGUAUUACAUGAGCAGACCACCAUUUCUUUUUCAGGCUGCAUCACCCAAUUUUAUUUCUCUGCUUUAUCAUUAGUGUUGGAAUGUUUUUUGCUCACGGUGAUGUCCUACGACCGGUAUCUUGCCAUCUGCACUCCACUGCACUAUCUAGCCAUCUGUUCUCCUCUACAUUAUGUAUCUAUUAUGAACCACGGGCUGUGCAUUAAACUAAUACUGGUAUCUUGGCUAUUGAGUUGCUCUGUAGCAUUGAUUUUAACACUUGACUUGAGUCAACUGCGAUUCUGCGGGCCGAAUACAAUUGAUGGGUUUUUUUGUGACUUUAAUCCGUUGAUGGCACUUUCUUGUUCCGAUGUCUCUGUGGUUCAGUUGGCAGGAACCUUGUUGUCCAUUCCUGUGAUCAUCUUACCUUUCCUAGUGAUAGUCAUUUCUUAUAUAUUUAUUGUUUUAACCAUAUCAAAGAUCUCGUCCUUUUCAGGAAGAUGGAAAUCUUUUUCCACUUGCAGCUCCCACCUAACGGUUGUGUCUAUGUAUUAUGGAACUUUAAUUAUCAUGUAUGUGCUUCCAAAUGAAGAGCAUUCACAAAUGAUCACGAAGACACUGGCCCUGUUGUACACCGUGCUUAUACCAUGUUUAAAUCCUUUCAUAUAUAGUUUGAGAAAUAAAGAUAUUAAGGCAGCUUUUAGACGCAGUGUAUAUAGUAAAUUCUAUUUACAUUUUCAGUUGAAAAUCAGAUAA
Molecule: messenger RNA, 927 nt
Organism: Staurois parvus
Lineage: Eukaryota; Metazoa; Chordata; Amphibia; Anura; Ranidae
Source: the annotation of a GenBank genome assembly